This is a messenger RNA of Poecilia latipinna (sailfin molly), 1175 nucleotides long. RefSeq names its product GIPC PDZ domain containing family, member 2 (gene gipc2). Lineage: Eukaryota; Metazoa; Chordata; Actinopteri; Cyprinodontiformes; Poeciliidae. Bases 375 to 1160 code for a protein of 261 amino acids. The record is from RefSeq and is a predicted model, not a curated record. The transcript has 4 exons. Gene Ontology annotation, molecular function: protein binding.
GUGGCGCACAGGUGCCUUUGCUGAUCCUGAGCUCUUCCCACUGCGCCUGCGUCCCACAACACGCUGACACACAAACAGAGGAGCUAUUGUUGGCAGAGGACUGGGCAGCAGUCCGCAGGUUCGGUCAGGGUUUAUCUUACCUGUGGAGAUUUCGUGUGAGUUAUUUUCAAGUUUCAAGAGAAAAAGAAAAGAAAAGAGCAGAAGUCAGAACUUGACUGCGCGCAGGUGAGGAGAGGGAAAACAAGUGUUGGCGGAAGGAGGACACCGAGGAGGAAGUAAAUAAGGACGAACCCGACCGUUGGGCUCUGAACUCAACAGGUCAGCCUCAUCUUCGGUGUCUUUCAAACGGAGCGGCUCGAAGCGACGACAGAAACAUGCCGUACGGACCGUGGAAGAAGAAAAACAAGGCGACGAAGGAGCACUUGGUCGAAAACGAGGAGUUGAGCGGCGGACACGCAGGUGCUGGGAGCCUGGGUAAAUCCGCCGUGAACGGAGCGGGGCUCCCACCUCCACCUGCCAGCUUGCGGCCCAAGCUGGUGUUCCACACGCAGCUAGCGCACGGCAGCCCCACCGGGAGGAUCGAGGGAUUCACCAACGUCAAGGAGCUCUACGGCAAGAUAGCAGAGGCGUUCAAUAUCAGCCCUCCUGAUAUCCUGUUCUGUACCCUCAACACCCACAAGAUUGACAUGGAGAAGCUGCUGGGGGGGCAGAUCGGCCUGGAGGAUUUCAUCUUUGCCCACAUUAAAGGGAUCAAAAAGGAGGUGGAAGUGUAUAAAUCUGAAGACGCCCUUGGCCUCACCAUAACCGACAAUGGAGCAGGCUAUGCCUUUAUAAAACGAAUUCGAGAGGGCAGCGUCGCAGACGAGGUGAAGGUGAUCUGCGUGGGCGACCACAUAGAGUGCAUCAACGGACGCAACAUCGUCGGGACGCGGCACUACGAGGUCGCCCGCAUGCUCAAAGACCUUCCCAAAAACACGACCUUCACCAUCAAACUGAUCGAGCCCAUGAAGGCUUUUGAGAUGCUUGAGCCCAGGUCAAAGGGCAGCAAGCCGGGCAACGACAAUAAGAUCGGCACGGGGAGGAGCACGCUGAGACUUCGCUCCAAAGGUCCGGCCACAGUGGAGGACGAGGUAUUUCAUCCUUAUUUUGUCCUUAUAUAACCAGCCACACAGUGA